UUUAUGACGUGACGUCUACUUCCGGUGUAUGCUAUCUGCGCGAGACUGCAGUGCCCACUACAAACUUCCUUUAGCAAAGCGCCAUUUUCGGCGUUGUCACUGGAUUGCAGUAUGCUAGAGUCAAAUAGAUAAUAAGACUUGUAUUUAGUGUUGUAAGACUUGAGUAUCAGUAUUCCUUAAAAUGGGACGAAAAAAGAAGAAGCAGAUGAAGCCAUGGUGCUGGUACUGUAAUCGAGACUUUGAUGAUGAAAAGAUCCUCAUUCAGCAUCAGAAGGCAAAGCAUUUUAAAUGCCACAUUUGCCAUAAAAAGUUGUACACUGGUCCAGGCUUGGCCAUUCACUGCAUGCAGGUGCAUAAAGAGACUAUUGACAGUGUACCAAAUGCAAUUCCUGGAAGAACAGACAUUGAGCUGGAGAUCUAUGGCAUGGAGGGGAUUCCAGAGAAAGAUAUGCAGGAAAGGAGAAGGACAUUAGAACAGAAAUCACAAGAGAGUCAAAAGAAGAAAAACAAUCAGGAUGACUCUGAUGAAGAUGAUGAUGAUGAUGAGGAAGCAGGACCAUCAGUUUCGCAGGCUGGUGCUAUCCAGCCCCAAGCGGGCUAUGCAGCACCAAUGACCCAGCCUGGUAUUCCUCCUGUGGCUGGUGCACCCGGGAUGCCUCCUGGAGGAUAUCAAGGAAUGCCUCCUAUGAUGCCAGGCAUCCCUCCCAUGAUGCACGGUAUGCCUCCUGCUAUGCAUGGGAUGCCACCAGGGAUGAUGCCAAUGGGAGGGAUGAUGCCUCCCAUGAUGCCAGGAAUGCGUAUUCCGCCAGCAAUGCCACCUCACAUGGCUCCAAGGCCAGGUAUGCCUCACAUGGCCCCGGCCCCUGCAGCAGGGGCGAUACCCAGUCGACCGUCAGCACCAGCAGCACAGCCUGCUGUCACCAAGCCUCUAUUUCCCAGUGCAGCACAGAUGGGCUCUGGUGUUCACAGCAGCACAGCAGCCAUUUCCUCUCCACCUGCAGACCUUCAGUCUGCCUCCUCCCAGCCUCCCUUUCCUAACACGCCACAAGCUCAGCAGAGUGCUUCAGCAGCUGCAGCUUCAAGCAGUACAGCCGCCUCCUCUGACCCACCCAAAGCCACAUUCCCUGCCUACACCCAACCCUCUGUCUCCUCUUCCUCUUCCACUUCUUCUAACCCCUCUAGCAGCACUGUGGCCAAACCCCCGGCCACAGUGACCAGUAAGCCUGCCACUCUCACCACCACGAGUGCAACUAGUAAGUUGAUCCACCCUGAUGAGGAUAUCUCACUGGAGGAGAUGAAAGCUCAGUUACCUCGUUACCAGCGUCUUAUACCCAGGCCGGGUCAGGCCCAUGCGGCUGCUUCUCCAGUGGCCACUGUGGGCAGCAUAAUUCCCCCACAGCAAGGCAUGCCACCACAGCAGCCUGGCAUGAGGCAUCCCAUGCAUGGUCAGUAUGGUGCUCCUCCUCAGGGCAUGCCAAGCUACAUGCCUGGAGGGAUGCCUCCAUAUGGGCAGGGUCCUCCUAUGGUGCCCCCUUACCAGGGAGGUCCUCCCAUGGGCAUGAGGCCGCCUGUCAUGUCUCCGGCUGGACGCUACUGAAGCAGCAAAGCAGCCACCACAUUAGGUUUGAGGUUAACACCUUUCUCUCAUCUUUGUGCUUUUUCAAACAUAGCUGCAAGCAAAGAGCAGAUAAGACCAGUGGUGGUGAAGACAAACAUUAUUUGUUAGAACACAUGGACGUUUAAUGUAACAUCUUUAUUUGAAAACAGCCAAGCACCACAUAGGUUCCUGACAGUUAUAUUGUUGUUUUGAUUACAUGUGAGGAUAUAUAUAUUUUUCCCAUAGGUCCUACUCAGGUUUAUAGAAGUGAAGUGUGUUAAAAUGAUUCAUGUUUCUUUUGAAGCUGCUGGAGUUACAUGAGUGUACCAACAUCUUAAAAAGGCAAGUUUCUCUUGUAAACAUAAUUAAGUUUUGUUUAUUGCUUUGGUAGAGUGAUUGAGGCCCUCACAGCAUGUUUAGGUGCUGUUGGACUUGCGUCCCCAACCUUGGUUGGUGAGGGUCUCAGUAAUGAUUCCAACUAAGUAGUGUUAGAAAUCCAUGACUCGUCAAUCUCUAGCUUUAUUCUUAUUUCAGGUUUGUUUUGAAUAUCUCCUGGUCUAAAGGGUACCUGUAUGCAUCCUUUGUAAUGUUUUAUGAAUC
This is a messenger RNA of Monopterus albus (swamp eel), 2197 nucleotides long. It is a transcript of the gene znf207b, whose product is annotated as zinc finger protein 207, b. Gene Ontology annotation, biological process: mitotic spindle assembly; mitotic spindle assembly checkpoint signaling; attachment of spindle microtubules to kinetochore. Gene Ontology annotation, cellular component: kinetochore; nucleus; spindle matrix. Bases 182 to 1597 code for a protein of 471 amino acids. The transcript is spliced from 11 exons. Gene Ontology annotation, molecular function: microtubule binding. NCBI's taxonomy places the organism in Eukaryota, Metazoa, Chordata, Actinopteri, Synbranchiformes, Synbranchidae. The record is from RefSeq and is a predicted model, not a curated record.